Halteromyces radiatus is the source of this 723-nucleotide messenger RNA. RefSeq lists its product as uncharacterized. The record is from RefSeq and is a predicted model, not a curated record. NCBI's taxonomy places the organism in Eukaryota, Fungi, Mucoromycota, Mucoromycetes, Mucorales, Cunninghamellaceae. The transcript has a single exon. Bases 79 to 540 code for a protein of 153 amino acids.
UAAGCGAAAAAAAAAAAAAAAAGGGAGUAAAACAACAAAAAAAAAAAAAAAAAAAAGAAAGAAGAUUAAUUAAGCAUCAUGACUAAUAAUAUCAUCACUCCAACCCAAGACACCACACCCGAAACCUUUGACUGGGGCACCAUUAGCUUUCCUGUAACCGAAGACUUACUUAUUUCCAUAAAUACUAACACAAAGGACUUACAAUCUAUUGUCAAUGGUGAUGAAAUUGACACACAGCAACUGUUUGUUCCUGACCAAACAACUGACGACCUCGUUUCAAAUGACCUAAUAGAAGAAUGGAAUACUGAUAAAGAGAUGAAUGUUAAUCCAUUUCUCAAUCCUGACAGACCCUUUCGACCCAGUGAUGAAGAAGCCGAAACCUUGUUGCAUAUGACAAUACCAUGUUACCUAUACAACCUAAAGGAACUGAAAGAAAGACAAUUAUAUCUUCGAAAGGAGGAAACACUUAAUCUGAUACCUGUAAAGGAAAACAAAAAAAAAAAAAAAUUGAUAAAAACAAAAAAAAAAAAAAAGUUUUAAAGGUCCGUUUUUAUUUUGUCUACAAAUUUCAUUUGUCUACAAAUUUCGUUUGUCUUCAAAUUUCAUUUAUAAAUUCAAUUUUGUUACAAAAUCUUUUAUAUAAAUAGUCCACCUUUUCUUUUCCUUUUUCUUUUUGGAGUUCAAUCAGUCAAUAUAUAUUUUAUUUUUUUGAUAAUAAAAAAC